GCAGAUCUCUGUGUAAAGGGGGGACAGCAAAGAUGUAAGUUUUAAGGAAAUAAGCUGCGAGGAAGGAACCGGGACACAUUGAGACCAAUGGAAAAGAUUCGGAAAACAGAAUGUGAAUUCUCCAAACAGAACCAGCUGGAUGCUUAAAAUUGGAACCGUGGAGCCAAUGACACCAUAAAUGAACUUGAUGAUGACUUCAACCUUCCUACACGCUGGAGCCUGGCUGCACUUCUUACUGAUUCUGAUGGGUUUAUCCUGGAAGCAGGUGAGCUGCACACACCCAGAAUGUGCCCUUGUACUUCAGGUUUUGGAACAAGAGGCUCAGUGUUAUGAGAGGAUAAAAUCUGAGAAUACAAGUUCACGCAACUCCACCCAUGGAGGCUGUAACAUGGAGUGGGAUGGAGUGAACUGCUGGAGUGCUGCCUCAAUAGGACAAACUGUGACAGUCUCCUGCCCGGAGAGCUUGCAGAUGUUUCUGAACUCAAAAGUUGUGAUCAGCAGAAACUGCUCAGAGGACGGAUGGACCCCUCACUCCCCUCCGUAUUAUAAAGCCUGUAUAUUCAGUGGAACCAAUGAGACCGACGAAAAGGGAAAUUAUUUCCAUACGGUGAAAAUCCUGUAUACGUGCGGCUAUGCAGCUUCCCUUACUGCUCUCGUGACUGCCAUCAGCAUCUUCUCCCUCUUCAGGAAACUGCACUGCCCCAGGAACUUCAUCCAUGUCAACCUCUUUGUCUCGUUCAUCCUCCGUGGAAUCGCUGUGUUUAUUAAAGACGCUGUUCUCUUUGCCGAUGAGAAUGUAGACCACUGUACCAUGUCAACGGUGGGUUGUAAGGCGGCUGUAGUGUUUUUCCAAUACUCAGUCCUUGCAAACUUCUCUUGGCUGCUGGUGGAAGGAAUGUAUCUACACACUUUGCUCACACUCACGUUUACUUACCAGAGAAAGUACUUCUGGUGGUAUAUAGUCAUUGGAUGGGGUGCCCCAGCUCUCACCAUUUCAGUAUGGAUCAAAACAAGAAUUCAGUUUGACAAUACAGGGUGCUGGGACGACUAUGAAAGCAUUUACUGGUGGAUCAUCAAGACCCCAAUACUACUUGCAAUAUUUAUCAACUUCAUCAUAUUUCUCAAUGUGAUCAGAAUUCUUAUCCAGAAGAUCCGAUGCCCAGAUAUCAGCAAAAAUUAUAAACAGCAGUACAUGAGGCUUGCAAAGUCUACGCUUCUCCUCAUCCCUCUUUUUGGGGUCCAUUAUGUUAUCUUCGCACUCUUUCCUGAGCACAUUGGUAUCUGGGCAAGAAUGUAUUUUGAACUCGUCCUUGGAUCCAAUCAGGGAUUCAUAGUCGCUUUGCUCUACUGCUUCCUCAAUGGAGAGGUCCAGGCAGAAAUCCAGAGGCAUUGGGGCAAGUGGCAGAGCUCAUUGGAGAGCAAUGUGUUUAACCUGGUGACACAAGAUUUCACAGCAUGAAGUCAUAGGGAGUCGAGAGGCAUCUCGAGAAGACCAUCUAGGAUGGUACAAAGUGAGACUAACUGUAAUUCCUGGAAUCUGUCAUGCAAAAGUGAAAUGCAGAGCUUUCAAUGUUAUUUAGGAAACGAGAACCCAUCAAAUCUUCA
Molecule: messenger RNA, 1605 nt
Organism: Xenopus laevis (African clawed frog)
Lineage: Eukaryota; Metazoa; Chordata; Amphibia; Anura; Pipidae
Product: vasoactive intestinal polypeptide receptor
Exons: 13
Coding region: 179-1459 (426 amino acids)
Source: RefSeq, a predicted model, not a curated record